CCAGCUCCUGCAAGGCGGCCACCUCGCCGCCGUACAUCCACCACCACUCGGCGUCGGAGAGCCGCCCGCUCUCCACCAGAGCCGUCGCUGCCCAACGGGCCUCCACGGAUCCCAGGCGGCCCUCCCCCUUGUGGAAGGUGCCCAGCUGAGCCGCGAGCAUGGUGCGCCGAGAUAUGCUGCCCUAUCCUGGUCGCGUUUGGAGUGACACUAGAGCCACAAUGAAUGCAAACUGUGCUAAUAACAAGGCCGGUCGGCUCCUUCACCUUCUUAACAUGCUCCCAAAUGUCGGAUAGCUUCCUAGGCAUGGCGUACACAGUAACGCCAGUAGCUGAGAAAAUCGUGCGGUGGAUUCGAUCGUGCGAGGUGAGCUGCGUACAAGACUGUGCUCACCUUUCUGGAAGUGCUCCAAGUUUGUACCUGGUGGCCAACCUGCAUUCUUGAGCGACGUGGAAAGACCUUGUUGGUAGGGAUCGCAAAUGACCAAGCUCCCCACUGUCAGUGCUGAUCGUGCAGCAGUGAAGGAGGGGAGGCAAACCAUGGCGCGGUGGUGGCAGUGGCACGGGUCCGACUACCCUGAGCUUUCUGCACUGGCAUGUCGGGUGCUCUCACAGCCGGUUUCAGCAGCCGCAUGCGAGCGCAACUGGGCAGCGUGGGAGGCGAUCCACACUGCCAAGCGCAACCGCCCCAGUGCCGAAAAGUGUCGGGACCUGGUCUUCGUGUCCCACAACUGGAACCAGGUCCACAACUGGCACAAGGAGGACGGGGGGUCCCUGGUCCUUCCAGGGACCAGCUCUGAGGCCCUUGGGCUGGGCGUGCUGGUGGUGGACGACACGGGCGUGAACCUGGUGGUGGCCCGCCGCACUCUGAGUCGAUGCGGCGCCGCUGUGGCCACGGCAGGCAGCGGGGAGGACGCAGUGCGGCGGUGGCUCUGACAGCAGAUGUGGAUGAGGAGAUUACUCGGCGCUGCCUUGCGAAUGGCUUUGAUGGCAUUCUGCAGAAGCCAGUCGACCCCAAGCUGCUCUC
This is a messenger RNA of Closterium sp. NIES-67, 1023 nucleotides long. The record is from the annotation of a GenBank genome assembly. Lineage: Eukaryota; Viridiplantae; Streptophyta; Zygnematophyceae; Desmidiales; Closteriaceae.